Messenger RNA from Carassius gibelio (silver crucian carp), 4542 nucleotides. RefSeq names its product vascular endothelial growth factor receptor 1-like. Lineage: Eukaryota; Metazoa; Chordata; Actinopteri; Cypriniformes; Cyprinidae. The record is from RefSeq and is a predicted model, not a curated record. Gene Ontology annotation, biological process: positive regulation of kinase activity; multicellular organism development; vascular endothelial growth factor receptor signaling pathway. Gene Ontology annotation, cellular component: signaling receptor complex; plasma membrane. Gene Ontology annotation, molecular function: vascular endothelial growth factor receptor activity; ATP binding.
GAUGAAGUGGAGGAGAGACACAGGAGCGAGCGGUGCAGUACAUCGGGCCCUUGUAGGGCACGUCAGUCGCCGGGGAUGGGUGUGUCGAUGAUCGUCACGGAAGCUCCGGUGGCAGUGGGAAAUGAAUAAAUCCCAGCCCGCGGUCCUAAUGGGCAAGAGUUUAACUGGAAUUCAUGCGUGGUCCUCCUACUUCAAGAGUUCUUAAACACCGGACAAUACCGAGGUUGAUUGUAGUUCAUGUGAAAGCAGGGUUCGAGGAGUUUGGUGUUGUAAGGUGAAUUGAUUCUCUGGAGUAUUGGAUCUGCAGUCUUUCCUUCAUAGGUGUUCAUCUGCAAGCAAAGGACCUCAAGCAAGACCAAGAGAAUGUUCGAUAUAUUAUUUGUGAUGAUAUUUGGAUUGUCAGGGCGUGUUCUGACUAAAGACACAGACACAAAAGGGAGGUUCAGUUCUCCAGUGUUGGAUGUUACUGAAAAGCAGCUUAUUAUAGAGAGAAAUCAGACACUUCAGCUAAACUGCAGAGGACGGUGGGAGCUCCAGUGGGUUUUGCCAUCAGGCGUCCCGAAAGUGUACCACGGCACGCAGAUAAAAGAGACUCGCUGCGGGAAGAAAAAUAACCAAUACUGCAGCCGCCUGAUGCUCAGUCCUGCUUUAGCUCAACACACUGGCUCUUACCGCUGCAGGUACCGCCAAAAGCAUCGCAAACAGACCUCUGUGUACGUCUACAUCACAGAUAGCCAGCGGCCAUUUGUAAAGGUGCAGUCGGAGAUCCCAGAAGUGGUGUACAUGAAGGAGGGAGAGCCAUUGGUCUUCCCCUGCAGAGUCACAAACCCGGAUGCCAAAGUCUCAUUGGUUAAGUUUCCUUUCCACCCGAUAGCUCCUGAUUAUAGAAACAUCAUCUGGAAUAGCAAGCACGGUUUCACUAUUCGUAGUCCCACAUUCUUCUACAUCGGGCUAUUCUCCUGUGAAACUAUUGUCAAUGGAGUCAAAUAUAGCAACAGGUUCUUGACUCACAGGCCAGUGAAUAAAAUCCUGGAUGUGUAUUUGAACAGCACGGGUUUGGUCCACAUGUUACAGGGCCAGAUGUUAGCACUGAACUGCACCGUUACAGCUGAGUGGAACGCCAGGGUGUCCAUUAGCUGGACGUACCCUCAAAAGGCUAAUGGAUCUGCCAAUAUCAUCAGACGCAUAUCAAGGAGCAGAACCAACAUGCUGUUCUACAGUGUCCUCACCAUCCCCAGCCUGAGCACAGCAGAUAGAGGACUUUACAAAUGUCAUGUAACAAGUGGUCCAUCCAAGCGAGAAACAAAUGCCACAGUUAUUGUCUAUGACCAGCCUUUCAUUCGACUCAAGCACAGAGAUGGCCCUGUGGUUCAGGCUUCUGCAGGACAGAAAUCUUUCCGUCUUACUCCAAAACUAAAGGCUUUCCCUGCACCUGAAGUCAUCUGGUUGAAGGAUGGGAUGGUUGCCGCCGAGCAGUGUUCCCGUUACCAUGUAGACAGAUUUUCUCUGGUCAUUCGGGAUGUCGCUGAAGAGGAUGCAGGAAUCUACACCAUCCUUACUGGCAUCCAGCAGUAUGGACUUUUCCAGAACCUCACACUCACAUUGGUGGUAAAUGUGAAACCACAGAUUGGAGAAAAGACAGUUUCCUCUCAGCAACCUGGGACUGUCCAGCGAGGCAGUAGACAAGCCCUGCAUUGCACCUCUCACGGUGUCCCACCUCCUAAAAUCCAGUGGCUCUGGCAUCCGUGCCCUCCGAAAGGCCUAUGCGAGAAACCUCCUCCUUCGUCCUGGACUGCAGUCCGCAAGAAGACAGAAGUCACGUCCACCCACAAUCCCAUCCUGACCAUGAGCCACAGACAGGAAGUGUUAGAAGGGAAGAAUAAGACUGUAGGAAUUCUGACAGUUGGCGAAGCAUUGAUAUCUGGCAUCUAUCGCUGUGUUGCAUCAAACUUAAUGGGCAAAGAUGAACUAGACAUCCAUUUCUAUGUCACAGAUGUCAAAGGAGGCCUUAUCGCAUCUUUGGAGGAAGAACCCAGAGAGGGAGGGGACCUCCGUCUGGUCUGUAUAGCCAAUAGGCACCUCUAUUCAGACCUGUCAUGGUAUAGAUUAACAAAUCAAUCCUCAACAUCAGAGGGAGCUUCAGUUGUCGCAGGGGUGCUCACAGAAGGGCAGUUCUCUCACACUCUGUACCUUCUGCUGAGGAAUGUGACUGCACAGGAUUCGGGAAUGUACCGCUGUUCCACCACACACCUGCUUACAGGAGAACAUACACACCUAGAUACAGCAGUGGAGAUCACAGUUCUACAGGCACCGGUGCUGCUGCGAAAUCUGAGCGAUCACAUUGUUAACGUUAGCAACUCAGUCACUCUUCGCUGCCCCGCUCGAGGAAUUCCAUACCCCCAGAUCACAUGGUAUAAGGACCAAAGGAAGCUGCAGCAGGUGUCUGGAAUUAUGCUGUUUCCAGAGGAAGGGACUCUUCACAUCUACCGUAUUUCAGUUGAAGGCCAGGGACUUUAUACCUGUGAGGCCACCAGUGAAAGAGGGUCUGUGGAGAGCUCCGCCCACAAUUGGGUUCAAAGUUCACCUGAGUCCCUUUUUCUGGAGAUCCCAACUCUAGCGUGUACGUGCGUGGUGGCCACCCUCUUCUGGCUGCUUCUCACACUGCUGAUUCACAAACUCAAACAGCCAAACUCCACUAAUGGCAAAGCAGAGUACCUGCCAAUCAUCCUGCAUCCAGGGGAGGAGCCUCUGGUUGAGCACUGUGACAGGUUACAGUAUGAUCCCGCCCAAUGGGAGUUUCCACGUGACCGCCUUAAACUAGAAAAGCCCCUUGGGCGAGGGGCAUUUGGGUGAGUAAUGCAGUCCUCAGCUUUCGGCAUUUGCAAUUCAGCCAGCUGCACCACAGUGGCUGUCAAAAUGCUUAAAGAUGGCGCUAUGCCCAGUGAACACAAGGCUCUGAUUACAUAACUGAAGAUCCUCAAUCAUAUUGGUCAUGACCUCAAUGUGGUCAAUCUUCUUGGUGCAUGUACCAGAACAGGAGGGCCUCGUAUGGUCAUAGUUGAAUACUGUGAGUUCAGCAAGCUGUCUGCAUACUUAGAGGUGUUCCUGUUGAAUAGGGUGAACACAGAAGAGGAGGGAUAUAAAGGACGAUUGUCCAGUGUGUCCAGCAGCCAGAGCAAUGCCAGUUCAGGGUUUAGUGAACAGAAAGGAGAGAUCUCAGAGGAGGACAGAGUUUCUCUUCCCGAAUCCAACAACCCUCUUCUGCUUGAAGACCUGAUUUCUUACAGCUUUCAGUGCAUUCAUCGUGACCUUGCUGCCAGAAACAUCCUGUUGUCCAACAACAAUGUGGUGAAGAUAUGUGAUUUUGGCUUGGCCCGAGACGUUUACAAAGACCCAGACUAUGUGCGCAAGGGAGAUGCACGGUUACCACUGAAGUGGAUGGCACCUGAAUCGAUCUUCAACAAAGUCUUCACCUCUCAGAGUGACGUGUGGUCAUAUGGAGUUCUGCUCUGGGAGAUCUUCUCACCUGGAGCGUCUCCGUACCCGGGGCUCAACAUUAAUGAGGAGUUUUGUCACAGACUGAAGCAGGGGACUCGGAUGUGUCCUCCUGAGUACAGUACCACAGAGACGUCAGUUCUCACACCUGAAUACACCAUAUAAAACUGUCCUGUGAACCAAUACAUGGGAUUUGUCUGACAGUUCUAGCAUUAUGAUGGCAUGCUAGGAAAAUAAGCCUGAAGACAGACCUUCUUUCUCUGCUCUUGCGGAUCUACUGGGUGACCUCCUGCAGACCUGCGUCCAACAGGAUGGAAAGGAUUAUAUUCCACUGAACACUAUUAUUCCUGGAGAAGGAAAUACUGUCACAGCACAACUUGACCAGAAAGACAUAAGCCAGAAAACACUGCCAACUUCAAGCUCUGGGAAAAUCAAAACCAUUAGCACUUUUGAGGAUCUACACAAAGAAAUCCCUGAUGACAGCCAGUCUGAUAGUGGAAUGGUUCUGCCGUCUGAAGAGAUGAAAUGAAAUGGAUGGACAGAUUCAAAACCAAAAACAUAACCUAGUUCUUCUUCAAAGGUCAGAACCAGUGCAUGAAGCUGCCUGCAGAAGUGCUGCCUUGUAUGAAUAGCGCCCCUUGUUGUCUUCACAGGGAGGUUCCUCCUGUGUGUUCCUCAGAGGUGCUGCUAUCCUCUACCACUUUCUGAAACACACAUCAGCCGUCAACGUCCAUUACCACUACCACCAAACCAUUGCUCAUCUCAACUAAUUUGCUUCCUGUAACUUAUUGUCCUGGGUUUGUCCAGUCAAACUAGUAUUUCUGAAUCGAUCUCUUAUUCUUCCGAGUUUCUCAACACAUUCCCACACAUUUUUACUCAAUGAACUUCAGUUAAUUUUUGAAUCACUCAUAAUUACUGGUUAUGGAUUUACUCCUUCAGGUUAGUCGGUUUACAGGCAUUUCAUGACUUUUUGACUUUCUAUCAUGUUGAUACUUGCAACUACUAAUCAGCAUUUCAUCUGAAACCACUGGUGAUCUGUGCCAUUUG